AUGCUCUUCCCGUCCCAGAAGGCCUUCUGCUUCCGCCUCCCGGACCUCGACAAGAGCGAAAAGGAUCUCUUCCCACCGGAGCAGAUCCACCCUGUUUUCCAGAAGCAGAUGGGAGACUUUCGGGACUACGUUCUGAGCAGAGAGCCCAAGGCGGGCAUCAGCGGGGAAGUCUUGUGCUCCAGGCUGCAACGCUUCGUGGGCGCUUUGUCCCGGGACCGGGCCAUCCUUCUGAAUGAAACCUUCCAAAGGGCAUGGUGGGGAGGCUGGCUCUCAUUUGGACGGGAUUGGCACCAGAGCUGUGUGUCUCCCCCCCCCCCUUGCCCAGUGCUGGCGUCCCUGGCGGAGAGCUACGUGGGAGCCAUUCGCAACAAGGAGGUGCCCUGCAUCGAGAACGCGGUCCUGGCCCUGGCACAGUUGGAGAACGUGGCCGCUGUGCGCGAGGCGGUGCAGCGGUACGACGAGAUGGAGGAGCUGAUGCGCCCGAUGCUGCCCACAGAGGAUGUGGCGAGUCUGCUGGUGGCCCAUAGCUGUUGCGAGGAGGAGGCCCUCCGGGUCUUCAUGGGCCGGGCCUUCAGGGAUGAGGGCCAGCACUUUCAGAAGCAGCUGGCGGAUCAGCUGCAGGGGAAGCUAGGGGAGCUCUGCCGGCGGAACGAGGGGGCCUCUCUGGACCGCUGCCAGGCCAUCCUGAUGGAGCUGUACCAGGAGGUGGAGGACAACGUUGUGCGCGGGCACUACCUGCAGCCGGGGGGCUACCAGCGAUUCCUGAGUGACCGGCAGAGCGUGGUGGAGUGGUUCCACCAGGCGGAGGACAAGGGGCUCAUGGCUGCCAAGGCCCUGCAGGACUUCCUGGCCUCCAAGGAGGAGACAGCGCAGUCCAUCCUGCAGGCGGAUCAGACCCUCCAGGAGAAAGAGAAGGAGCUGGAAGUGGAGAAGGCCCGGGCGGAGGCCGCGCAGAGGGAGGCGCAGCUGCAGAGGGAGAUGCAAGAACGGGCCGAGCAAAUGGCCCGGGAGAAGGAGAGGAGCUUUGAGGAGCACAAGAAGCAGCUGAUGGCCAAGAUGGAGCAGGAGAGGAGGACCCUCCUGGCCGAGCAGGAGCGGCUGCUGCACCAGAGGCUCCAGGAGCAGACCCGCCUCCAGCAGGAGGGCUUCCACAGGGAGGUCUCCCGAAUGCAGGGUGAGAUCCAAGGCCUGAGGCACCAGAUCCAGGAUCUGAGGAGCUGUAGCGGCGGAGGCGGGAUCUGCACCAUCUUGUGAGGAUCCAUCCAGGGCAGCCAGCAGACCGCCUUGACCUCGCUCCAGGCUCCUCUCGGACUUGGCGCCAACUUCUCUUUUAAGCCGCUGCUUUUAUCAGUGCCAACCAGACCUGUGUGUGCCAAGUAUUUAUUAUAUUGCUUGAAAGGCUUGUUGUCAUGAUAAACUGCUUUAAAGCGGGA
Molecule: messenger RNA, 1433 nt
Organism: Anolis sagrei ordinatus
Lineage: Eukaryota; Metazoa; Chordata; Lepidosauria; Squamata; Anolidae
Source: RefSeq, a predicted model, not a curated record